This is a messenger RNA of Lolium perenne, 426 nucleotides long. The record is from RefSeq and is a predicted model, not a curated record. NCBI's taxonomy places the organism in Eukaryota, Viridiplantae, Streptophyta, Magnoliopsida, Poales, Poaceae.
AUGUCCUGGGGCUCCGGCGGCGCACGGAGCUGCUGGGGGCCGACGGCGCGAGCAGAAGGUGGGGGGCCGGAGGCACGCGGAGGCGGUAGGAGGGGCGGUGGCGCGCCGAGGAGGUGGGGCCCGGCGGCGCCCGGCGGAGGUGGGGGCCCGGUGGCGCCCGGCGGAGGUGGGGCGCCCGGCGGAGGUGGGGCGCCCGGCGGCGGGUGGAGCACGGGGAACACCGGCAAGGGAGAGCAUCGGGACACGCCGGCAAGGAGGAGGAAGUGCAGGUCGCUGGAGAGUGGAGGCGUCUCGUUGCGAUUUGGGGAAGGAGGUGGAAGAGAUAAGCUGUGGGACCCACGUUACACGCGUCCAGCGAUCGAGCCGGAGGAUCCGAGCGCUGUUCCCCCGGGGGAGCGUCAGCGUUUUCCUUAUGAGAAGCUUUAG